GCAACUUUUCACUCUUUGCACUGAGGAGACGUGGGACGCUCGGGAUGGGAUGAGGUGAAAAACAGCGAACAAAAAUGUGAAGAGAGUGGGAGUUGUGAUUUAGAAGAUUAUUAUUUCCUUAUUAACCAAUAAGGAAAACAUGGCGAAUUCAAGUUCUCCACAGGAGGCUCUUAAUUUGACCUCUCCUCAGCCUCACCGCGCUGAGAUCCUGGAAAAUCCACUCCGGACGUAUCUCCUGGGAAUCAUAAUCUCCAUAUGUGGGAAUGUCCUCAUCAGCAUUUCACUCAACAUACAGAAAUAUGCCCACGUCCGUCAGUCUCAGCGGGGCUCCAAGCCUUACUACACCUCUGCGAUGUGGUGGUGUGGUGUGGUUCUCAUGGGCAUCGGCGAGCUCGGGAACUUUGCUGCCUACGGCUUUGCCCCAGCAUCGCUCAUAGCCCCGCUAGGUUGUGUGUCUGUCAUAGCCAGCGCUAUCAUAUCUGUGGUUUUCCUCAAGGAGACGGUGCGCGCCUCUGACAUUGUUGGUGGCACCCUGGCAAUAACAGGAACGUAUGUCCUGGUGACCUUCGCCCCCCACACUUCCACUCACAUCACAGCCCAUCUGGUCCAGUACUACGCUGUCAGCUGGCACUUCCUGCUUUACCUUUUCAUAGAGGUCAUCGUCUUUUGCAUCCUGCUCUAUGUGUACAAGAGGAAGAAGGUGAAGCACAUCGUCAUUGUGAUGCUUCUGGUGGCCCUGCUCGCCUCUCUGACAGUCAUCUCAGUCAAAGCUGUGUCGGGCAUGAUCACAGAGUCAAUAAAAGGCCAGCUGCAGCUCAUCUACCCCAUCUUCUACGUCAUGCUUGUCGUCAUGGUCGCCUCUUGUGCCUUCCAGAUUAAAUUUCUAAAUCAGGCAAUGAAAAUGUUUGAUGCUACAGAAGUGGUUCCCAUCAACUUUGUGUUUUUCACUGCAAGUGCAAUCGUUGCAGGGAUCGUAUUUUACCAGGAAUUCGAAGGCUUGGCUUUACUUAACAUUUUUAUGUUCCUUUUUGGUUGUCUUCUGUCUUUCCUUGGAGUUUUCCUGAUAGCCCGAAACAGGCCAAAAAUAAAGCAACAGGAUCGCAAUUUUAUCGCAAUGGAUAAGAUCCCUGGGAGAAGGCACACAGACAAAGUUCAGCCUGAGGCAAAGACUCUGACAUACGGAUCGCUGGCAGCCAAACUCAUGUGCAACAGAGCUGGCCAAACAGACGAUUCAUAGGACCAGCUCCAUCUGUUUGGACUGUAAUAUUGGUGGAUUUGUGUGUGUGUGUGCAUUCUUCCUCCUGGGUACUUCAACAAUAUCUCUAUUUAUAGAAAUAAAUGGUAGGCAUCAACUCAAACCAGUGCCAGCUGAGCGGCAGUAUUGGUGGCCAUAUUGGUCUUAGAUUUUAUUUAUUUUAAAAAAGGCAAAUCUCUGUCAAUAUCCUAAAUAUCUCUUGAGUUAACAGUAUUUCCAGCAGGGUUGUCAGGAGUAACUGAUGAGGAAAAAAUGACUCUCAAUGCACUGAAACACCUCAGGAUCACAGCGCAAUAUCAAAUGCCCUACUAGCAACAAAUUUCAAUUAAAAAGGGGUCCAGGAGGCCACUGUGCCAAAUGCCUUCCAGUGUAACAUAUGUGUUGUGUUUUUCAGUUGAAUAUGUUGGUGUAUGUGUGACCGGUUGUCAAUAAACAAGGAGAAAAUCUAAUGUUUCAACAGUCUGGAGAUUUCAUGUUCUAUGGCAAAAUAAGUGCACUAGUGCCCUCUAGUGGUGAGAGAGCUCAAAGAGGACCAGACAACUUGGUGCAUGCGGAUCUGAGGUAAAGUGAAUUCCCUUAAUAUGAAGUGACAAACAGAAUAGUAGUUCAGUAGUUAUGUAAACCUUCUCUCACAGCUGUUCAGGUAAAGUUGCUCACACUUAUCUGGCAGGUUUGAAUUUGUGUGUGAAAAAUUUGAGCAUGCUUCAAUCUGAAACCUGUUAUGAUAUAACCCGUCUAAAAAGCACUAAUGCAGUCUGCCCGCCCAUCUUUACCUCAAAUAAACCUCAGACUAUAUACUCAACUGCUACCAAACUUAAGUGUUGCCAAGCAACAAAACUCUCAUCUGCCACCUACACAUUAUGGGAUGUGUGGGAAACCAGUGUACAUGCCAGUGUAACUAUAAAAAGAAUGCAUGUUAAAGUAUCAGUUGUUCAUUGCAUUUACUUAAAAGAGCCAGACUAUAAUGAAUAUUUCAUUGUUGGGGGUUAGAUUAUUGAGUGUGCUGUAACAUUUGUGAGGUUUUACACAGAAGAAGGUGGCAGUAAUUAACCACAGAAGACAAAUCCUGUCAAGUGUGGUAUGUUUUAUUGGCUUAUUCAAACAGAACCUUGUCAAUGCCGUGGCAUUUUUAAACAGAAUCUGACACUUCUCUCAAAUUCAUCCCAUUAAUUUGCCUUUUUAAAAAUAAUAGAUUGACACUGACAUUAAUACGGCAUCGUUAGCAUUGUUAUAGAGGGAUGUAAAAUAAGCCUUAAAUUAAAGGCGCUGUAUAUAAGAAUGUGGCCAAAACGGUUACUGCACUCAAAUUCAAAAUACUGCCGCGAGUCGUGUCCGCCCCCCCUCCCCUACAGAUUCGAGGUUGCUGGACAGCAGCACGCUGGAGACUGAUUUGUUGACUGAUUUGUUGCCUACGGGCGGCUGCCGUGGCAGGGCUGCGUCCUUGAUCUUCGGUUUUCCAGCGGACCGUUCGAGCAAGUCCGGCUUCUCUGCUGCUAACGCUGCUGCCGGGAUACAGCUGAGGAGGAACCGGCUGCUAAUGUUAUGUGCCGGGACACUGCUAAUGCUGCUUGCCGUACUGCUGUAGCUCAGUCCUAACUGUAACUGAUGCUGAGACUCUACUGACUGUGUGACUGGUAGACGGCAGUGGCCAAAACACAAAUUCAAAACAUAAACAUGAUUUUACGACUAUUUGCUUUAGAUUUCUUACAUAUAGCUCUUUUAAUUAAUUUUGGAAACCCAGUUGAUAAAAGAAAACCACAUUUAUCUGAUCCCUUUGAG
This is a messenger RNA of Epinephelus moara (kelp grouper), 3034 nucleotides long. RefSeq names its product NIPA-like protein 2. The coding region runs from base 140 to 1237 and encodes 365 amino acids. The transcript has 11 exons. The record is from RefSeq and is a predicted model, not a curated record. NCBI's taxonomy places the organism in Eukaryota, Metazoa, Chordata, Actinopteri, Perciformes, Serranidae. Gene Ontology annotation, molecular function: magnesium ion transmembrane transporter activity. Gene Ontology annotation, cellular component: membrane. Gene Ontology annotation, biological process: magnesium ion transport.